Messenger RNA from Serendipita indica DSM 11827, 1788 nucleotides. Lineage: Eukaryota; Fungi; Basidiomycota; Agaricomycetes; Sebacinales; Serendipitaceae. The record is from the annotation of a GenBank genome assembly.
AUGACCUCGCAAUGGACACAAGCAAUAGGUCCUUCAUCUAUCUGGGGACUACAGGACAACGUACUGGAGCAGAUUGAAGCCAUUUUGGAGGCCAGAGUUGCAGCAGAGUUUUACUUUCUGGAACGUAUCGGACAAGAGCUAACGGCACUCAACGAUGGUUUGGACGCGCUACUCUAUCCAACAAGGGUCAUCAAAGGCAAACUAGAAAGCGAGCCCAAUCCGCUGGCGGAGCUCUGGAGAACGACAUACUUCGGCAAAUUCAUAUCUCAAUUCGUAUCACUUGUCGAUGACGAUUUCAACGCCGGGAAGCAAGAGUACGAGCGCCUCAAGCAGGAACUCGAGACAUUCAAGACUGGAGCCCAAGCAAUCCGAGCCAGUCGACCAAAUACCACGGACGUGGACCAACUGGAACAAUCCUUGGUGACCGCUUAUAGACGAUGCGAGAACGCCCAAGAGGUUUACGAGAAGCGAUGCAAGGAGUUUCAAGAUGUCAACGCAAAGCCGAAGAGCAGGCUAGGCUCCCUAAAGAGCAGCAAACACAACCGGAAUCCGUCUACUAGUUCCUUGCUUUCUAUGGACGACCCGGGCAUUAAUACAGCGGACCACGAUUAUAGAAAAGCCAUAGUAGUGGCCAAUACUCUUAGGGAACAACGCAUCGCCAUUUACCGCGCGGGAUAUCCAACACUCCAAAAGUCGACUGAACAAACACUGGAACUCGUCAAAUCUGCCAUGCUUGUUCAGUCCAGUCUCGCAACCGAACGCGCUUCCUCUAGAGCACGUCGAUAUGAGACCACGGUCGAUCAACUUAUGACGUGGAAACCUCACAAGGACGCCGCCGAACUUUGCGCGUUCAUUCCAUCGGAGCAAAAUCUCAUACCACCCGAAAUCUUCCGGCAUGAUGCAAUCACAGGGUGGAUGAAGCGUGUACUAUUCUGUGUGCCCAUUUCUUAUCUACCAUGCAACCGCGAAGGUGUUCCUCGGAUAUUGGAGCAAUGCUUUGGUGUCUGCCUCAGUAUCCUAAAGCAGGCCAAUUGGGAUGAACAGGAAGCCGCGCAUUUUGCAACUACCCCAAAACUGUCGGCGUCACGCUUCGAAGAAGUCAUCAUCUCAGUCGAAAAGGAGGAAUCCGAGCUCACUGUCACCGUCCGAAAUAUCCCAGAAGCUCUCGGGUUGAUGAAUUACUUGUUCUUCUCCCUUCCAAGACCAUUGCUCCAGCUCAACGCUACAAUUAUCGCCGACCCGGAUCUAUCUCGAACAUGGUGGGAAUCCUCUCGAGAUCAGAGAAAAGUCGUGGAGCUUUUCCGAGCCGAUAGUUUGGAUAGAACCGCAGAGCGAACGCUUCGAUUCCUCCUAGAACGUAUAUCCCAGAUUCUACCACAUGCCCGAAAUCUUCAUAUUGUCGACGUUGCCAUGGCAUGGGCGCGGCCUCUCUUCCAGAAUCCUAGGCCAAGUAAUGCAGAGGUUACGGUUCUCUGUGUUCUUUUCCGUCAAGCACUACUUUUGCAUCGACACGAUCACGAUCAACGCUGGCUGGCUCUCUGGACAAGGGGCUCCCUUCAGCGUAGCGGGACACUGUUAGGAAACGGCUACAGUAGUAGCGCUGCAUCUACCAAUAGCGCAACCUCGAGCGGCACCCUUACGCAACCUCCGUCCCGUCAAUUAACAACGACGAGCUCACAUAAGCCCUCGCCGAGCAGAUCUACGUUCACACAAUACACUCACAAAUCCUCCCCAAGCCAGUCCCAGUCGAUCUCACGUCAAGCUACGGGUGGUUCCAAGAUGAUUUGA